Megalops cyprinoides (Indo-Pacific tarpon) is the source of this 3992-nucleotide messenger RNA. It is a transcript of the gene klc2, whose product is annotated as kinesin light chain 2. Gene Ontology annotation, biological process: microtubule-based movement. Gene Ontology annotation, cellular component: membrane-bounded organelle; cytoplasm; kinesin complex. Gene Ontology annotation, molecular function: kinesin binding. Bases 549 to 2408 code for a protein of 619 amino acids. The transcript has 13 exons. NCBI's taxonomy places the organism in Eukaryota, Metazoa, Chordata, Actinopteri, Elopiformes, Megalopidae. The record is from RefSeq and is a predicted model, not a curated record.
GGUGGUGGUGAUGGUGAUGUCAUCGCUCGGGGCGACGGGGCUGUGGAUUCUGGGAGACUUCGAUCCACCAGCCAUUUUCAGCUUCCUGCCGUCAUCCGUAAACACAAGCCGGACAGACGCGAGGCGAGGCACAGGAACCGCGGCAGAGCACACACUCAGUCUCUCAACACAGAAACGCAGGAAAGAUGGACGGCAGCAAGCCGGAUCGCCACGCUCGUCCUGCCCUCUCUCACUGAUAACAAACCGAUAAACAUCGGGGGAAAAAAAGCUCUGCCGGGCCGAUCUGAAAAGAACAUUGACUUAAUUCCUAACAAGGCUCGAUCCUAUUAGCUAGCCCAGCCACGCUAGCGUAAUUGGCUACAAUGUUUCGUUGGGAAUUCGCACGCGUUACGAGCGAGCAAAAAUAAAGGGAUCGAACAACGCUUUUUUGUUUUGCUUUCAAAAACCUGACCGGGCAGUGCCAAACUAGAUUGCGAGAAAGCGCCUUGAACUGCAAACGAAGACAUUUUGGGCCAGCGGUGGGAGAAAAGUGUGAGAGUGUGUUGGCGAUGUCCACCAUGGUGUACCCACGCGAGGAGUCUCUGGAGAGGCUGAGCCAGGAUGAGAUUGUCCUCAACACCAAGGCCGUGAUGCAGGGCCUGGAGACUCUCCGCGGAGAGCAUGCCCAGCUCCUCACCUCCCUGCUGGACUGCGCGCCACCCGUAGCCCAGGAGAAGUCGGGCCUGCUUCGCAAGAGCCUGGAGGCCAUUGAGCUGGGGCUUGGCGAGGCACAGGUGAUCAUCGCGCUGUCGAGCCACCUGAGCGCGGUGGAGUCGGAGAAGCAGAAGCUGCGGGCGCAGGUGCGCCGGCUGUGCCAGGAGAACCAGUGGCUGCGGGACGAGCUGGCGGCCACGCAGCAGAAGCUGCAGAAGAGCGAGCAGAGCGUGGCCCAGCUGGAGGAGGAGAAGAAGCACCUGGAGUUCAUGAACCAGAUCAAGAAGUUCGACGACGACGUCUCGCCCUCCGACGAGAAGGCCAGCGAGGCCACCAAAGACAGCCUGGACGACCUCUUCCCCAACGACGACGACCACGGACCAGCCCAGCCCAGCGGGGAGGCGGCUGCCCAGCAGGGUGGGUAUGAGAUCCCGGCCCGCCUGCGGACCUUGCACAACCUGGUGAUCCAGUACGCCUCUCAGGGCAGGUACGAGGUGGCCGUGCCCCUGUGCAAGCAGGCCCUGGAGGACCUGGAGAAGACCUCCGGCCACGACCACCCCGACGUGGCCACCAUGCUCAACAUCCUGGCACUCGUCUACAGGGAUCAGAAUAAGUACAAAGAAGCUGCCCACCUCCUGAACGACGCCCUGGCCAUCCGGGAGAAGACCCUGGGGAAGGACCACCCGGCGGUGGCCGCCACCCUCAACAACCUGGCCGUGCUCUACGGCAAGAGGGGCAAGUACAAGGAGGCGGAGCCCCUGUGCAAGAGGGCCCUGGAGAUCCGGGAGAAGGUGCUGGGGAAGUUCCACCCGGACGUGGCCAAGCAGCUCAACAACCUGGCGCUGCUCUGCCAGAACCAGGGCAAGUACGACGAGGUGGAGUACUACUACCGGCGCGCCCUGGAGAUCUACGAGUCCAAGCUGGGUGCCGACGACCCCAACGUGGCCAAGACAAAGAACAACCUGGCCACAUGCUAUCUCAAACAGGGGAAGUUCAAAGAUGCUGAGUCACUCUACAAGGAGAUUCUGACCCGGGCCCACGAGAAGGAGUUUGGAUCGGUCAACAACGACAACAAGCCUAUUUGGAUGCAUGCAGAGGAGAGAGAAGAGAGCAAGGGGAAGCGCAGGGAUGCAGGUCCCUAUGGAGAGUACGGGAGCUGGUACAAAGCCUGCAAGGUGGACAGCCCAACAGUCAAUACCACCCUGAAAAGCCUGGGGGCGCUGUAUCGCCGGCAGGGAAAGCUGGAGGCUGCUGAGACACUGGAGGAGUGUGCUACAAAGACACGCAAACAGGGGAUUGACGCUAUAAACCAGAGUAAGGUGGUGGAGCUGCUGAAGGACGGGGCGACAGGAGUGGGCGAGCGACGGCAGAGCAGGGAGGCCCUGAAUGGCCCGGGGGGGCCGCGGGGGGACUGCGAGGGCGACGAGGGAGGAGAGUGGAACGGGGACGGGAACGGCGCCCUGCGGAGGAGCGGCUCGUUUGGGAAGAUCCGUGACGCUCUGCGCAAGAGCAGCGAGAUGCUGGUGAAGAAGCUGCAGGGGAGCAGUGGCCCCCAGGAGCCCCGCAACCUGGGGAUGAAGAGAGCGAGCUCCCUCAACUUCCUAAACAAGAGCGCAGAGGACCCCUCCCAGGAGGCUAACGCCGGCCUAUCGGAAUGCAGAGGACUGAGCGCCAGCAAUGUUGACUUGUCAAGACGCAGCUCUCUGAUUGGCUGAAGCCAGGAAGUGAGGUGGGGCAGAAACAGGAAUGCUUCACUAGAAGGAUGUUUCCUGCCUGAUGUAAACAAAAUAUGCUGAAGAAAAAAAAUAUCCACACUCAUCUCAUUUUUUUUUUAUUUCAAAGCAAAAGGUAUUUAAAAAAAACAUGGCUUUGGCUUGACCCAGCUUUUAUGAUCAGUACAGGAAAGCUAUGUUUGCUUUACUGGAAUCUACACUGGAAGUGAUCAUACAAGCAUAAAUACAAAAAUAUAAAAUAGAAAGUAAUCCAGCAUGCUUCUUCCUAGACUUGGGGUGGAAUGUCUGCAAGGAAGACACUUAGUGAGCACUUUUGAGUCAUUACAUUGUGGCGAAAAUUGCUGGUUACCUGAGCCUUAUGCAGACACUCCAUCUCAAUAGUUAGAAUCAGAUUGCAAUGUAGAAAAAACAUUACAUAUAUAUUUCACUAAUGGCAUGUAUUACUGCGAAUGCUUACCACCUGUUUGACUGAUACCACCACCACAACAGACCUGUUUUGGAAAAAUACUGAUUUUCAAAAGGAGUGUCAGACGAAGGUUUGCUUUCACAAGCACCGAAAAGGAGGACGAGAUGAGAACUCAAUCUUUUUUUUUUUUUUUUUGGGGGGAUUACGAAAAAGAGUCUGUGUAUUAAAACAAAAAAGUGGAAUGGAAAAAAAAAAGCACUGCAUACAAUUGAACCUCACUUUUGCCUUCUAAUUUCUAUGUAUAUAUAGGGAUAAAUUAUUGAAUUUUUUUGAUUCUGUGUAUAUAGCGCACCAGAUUUUGUUGACACUUUAGACUUUAAAUAGGUUGUGGUGUAGUAUGCACUGGGAGGGAGGGUAACUAGUUUAAAAAAAAAAGACAUUGUGGGGCCCAUGUGGUUACAUAGUGAUCACCGUGACCGACGUCAGAGAAAGUAGAUGUAGUGUGCACAUUUAUAUUGCUGGAUUUGUCAUCUAUGCUUGAUAAGAGCCGAGUGUUAGUUUGACUCCUGGUACUGACCGCUGAGCGAAAAAUGCACUAAUGUGAACGGUACCUGAAUUAGUCUUGGACUCUGUUAUGUCUGUCUCUGAGCUCAUAGUGAAUCUGACACUUAAACUCACACCUUUACGCUUACCCAUUUCAACCUUUCUGCAAAUGGUCAUUUGUGUCUUUUUUUUUUUUGUAGAACUCUCAAUGCAUUCCAAUCGACUGUGAUUGGCUUUGGCAAGUCACAUGGAGUAGCUGGGCCAAUUAGUGGAAUGUUUUGAGCAAACAAAAAAAAAAAACAAGAUAGCUAGCCUACCAAGAUACAAGGAGUUGACCAGUCCCAAACCGCCUGGUCUCCUGGUUUAUGAGCGAGAUUUCUUUCUUUUCGAAGGCCCCUCUUCGUGUGCUCAGCUAUUGGUAUGCUGUUGCCAAAUCUGAACGUUAUGUCCAGCUUGUUUGUGUAAUGAGUUGGUGAUCCACCUGUUACCUGUAUUUCCACGCUGCACUUAAAGAGCCAGUAUUGACCAGCCACAGUCCCUGUCCCCUGUCACACUGGUGCCUUGUGAACUUGAUUGAUUAAACAAUGUGAACAGAGACACUCAUUACACCCCCCCCC